GGAGAAGGCCAUUUUUGUCAACAUGUUUCAAAUAAACCAAAUUGCCUGACGAGAUUGAAGUGACUGUUCGCCGUUAGUAAGCUGUCUCAUCUGCAAGUUAGCUGGGAAUAAACAUUGGCUUGUUAUUCGCUUCCUCGCGGGACUUAGCUAAUGUUCAGUGAAUUCGGUACGUUAGCUAGCUCGCUGCUGCCUGUGGCUGUCUUUACUUUCCGCUAAAUGUCGACCCAGUUUACCAUAAAACCGGUGUCUUUCUUCGCCUCAGCCUGAGAAAACCUUCUGAAGAUGGCGAGCGUUCACGAAAGUUUGUAUUUCAACCCCAUGAUGACGAACGGAGUGGUCCAUGCUAACGUGUUUGGCAUCAAAGACUGGGUGACUCCGUAUAAAAUCUCCGUCCUGGCGCUGCUCUAUGAGAUGACCGCAUCCAAGAUCACACUGCCAGAAAGAAGACGACUUAACAAGCUGAUUCUGCCCCUGCAGCAGGGUCCGGACCUGACUCUUGGUCAGUUCCUGCAGACGGUGGAGGAGUGUUGCUCUCAGACUGCAUACGCUGUCAAACUCAGGCUGCAUGAAAUGGCAGAUGGAGAGCUGAAAGACAUGGAGUACUUCUUUUCUACACUUCCCACUCCAUUCACUGCUUUUGAUUCUGAGGCAUAUAAAACCAGCGUUGUGGGUCUUUUUAUGAGACACAUGCUCCUGGCCUACAACAAGCUGUCCUUCAGUCAGGUCUACAAACUCUACAAGUCCCUGCAGCACUACUAUCACAGUCACUACGCCAGGCCUACUGAUGGUCAGGUGGGUUUGCCAGCACUGGUUGCCGAUGACUCUGAUAUGGACCUCACCAGCACUGAGGAUACUGUGGGAGACAGAAUAGACAAAGAGGAGUUGGACACCCCACUGCAUGAGUCAGAGCUUCGAAAUGACAGUACUCCAAGCAGAGGUCCCCUGUCACAAAAACAAGCAGAGUACUUUCUUGCAAGACAGGCGUACCUACUGAAGAAUGAUGAGAACAAAGCUCUGAAGCCCGCUGCGCUGCAGGAGGAGCUCAACAAUAUGCUGAAGUUUAACCCAGAUUUUGCUGAGGCGCAUUACCUGAACUACUUGAACAGCAUGAGAGUCCAGGACAUCUUCCUCUCCGCCCACAGUCUUUUACAUUACUUUGAUCGACUCAUCUUGUCCGGAAAUGAUGGAAAGAGCAACGGGGAUGAGGGCUACGGUCGAAGUCUCCGCUAUGCUGCUCUUAACUUGGCAAGCCUGCACUGUCGCUUUGGUCACUAUCACCAGGCUGAUCUGGCUCUACAGGAAGCUAUCCGCAUUGCACAGGAGUCCAAUGACCAUGUGUGCUUACAGCACUGUCUGAGUUGGCUCUACACAUUGGAACAGAUGAAGGGAUCUGACAGCACUGUGUUAACUGAGGAUUCAGUGAAAAUGGCUGCCCAUUUCUGCCUGCCAUACCUGGCAUCUCUGGGCAUUCAGUCUUUGGUCCAGCAGGGGGCGACACAGGGUAAAACAGCACACAAACUAAUGGACGCGCUGAAGGACACAGACAUCCUGCACUGGAAGCACAGUCUGUCGGAGCUGAUCGAGAUCAGCUUGGCUCAGACUACGUCCAUAUGGAGGAUGUACGGCAAGAGCACCAUGGCUCUGCAGCAGGCCCAGCUGCUUCUCAACAUGAGCAGUCUGGAGCCAGUCAACUUCGGGGUCCAGCAGAACAACACAGAGGCCUUCACCGUGGCUCUCUGCCACCUGGCCGAGCUACACGCUGAGCAGGGCCUGUACAGUGCAGUGUCAGAGAUUCUUCAGCAUCUGAAAGAACAGUUUCCUUCUCACUCACAGCAUGCAAAGCUCUGGAUGCUGUGUGAUCUUAAAAUCCAGUUUGAGAGACAUAUGAACGAAGGAAAAUACCACUUAGCGGAGCCACUAGUCACAGCCAUCUCUGCCUUGAACAAAACAGAAGGUCUUUACAGGAAAGCUCAAGUUCUGAAGGCUCUCAACCGCAGCACCGAAGCGUACAGCAUCUUACAGCGGCUACAGGUUCACUGUGAGAAGACGAAAUGUACAGAGAUGGUCAUCAGAGUGAUGCUGUCCACUGCUGAGCUCCACUGGGAGUCGUCUGGCUUCUCCACAGCUCUUCCUCUCCUCCUGCAGGCCUUGGCUUUGGCCAGACAGCACCACCUACAGUCCCUGGCCUCAGAGACCAUCCUUCACCUGGCCUUUACUCAGCUGAUGCUGGGAGUUCCUGAGCAGGCACUGAGUGUCCUGCAUGAAGCUAUUGAGCCAGUUCUGGCCCACGGCGCAGUCAUGGACAAAGGCCGAGCCCUGCUGCUGACAGCCCGCUGUCAGAUGGCAGUGGCUGGGUUCAGGCCAAAUGGACAAGGGCAAGCAGAUUUGCGUUCGGCAGUUUUGGCCGUCGACACGCUAGGCGAGGCUGCAGCCUAUUUUUCCAAACUGAACUGUAAGGAGCGGCUGCGGGACAUCCACUACCUGCAGGCUCAGCUCCACCACUCUCUGGGACAAACGUCACAGUGCAACAAAAGUGCCAUGGUCUUCCGACUGCUUGACCAGGAACUGCAGUCACCAGCACCACCAGUCUCCAUGCAACUCUAACAGCCCCCGGCCCAAAGUUGAGUUACUUCAGCUCACCACUAGAUGUUGGUGAAACUCUGUCCUGCUCACUUUCAGCUCUAAAGCAUUUCUUUUAUAAACAUUUUGAACUGGAGGUAAUAAUGGGACUCUUUUCAUGCAUUGCCGGGAUAAUUAUCACACACAACCCUGUCCGCAGUCAUAAAUAAGGCUAAGUUUCUAGAAGGUGACCAUGUCUCCACUGGUCUUCAUUUGCAGUCUGUUACCAAUUUGAAUGAUGGCCUGUUAAUAAAUAUAACCUGUUUUAAUAGCUUCCGCCA
Messenger RNA from Toxotes jaculatrix (banded archerfish), 2900 nucleotides. It is a transcript of the gene anapc5, whose product is annotated as anaphase promoting complex subunit 5. Bases 283 to 2604 code for a protein of 773 amino acids. Gene Ontology annotation, cellular component: anaphase-promoting complex. The transcript is spliced from 17 exons. The record is from RefSeq and is a predicted model, not a curated record. Gene Ontology annotation, molecular function: protein binding. Gene Ontology annotation, biological process: protein K11-linked ubiquitination; positive regulation of mitotic metaphase/anaphase transition; anaphase-promoting complex-dependent catabolic process. Lineage: Eukaryota; Metazoa; Chordata; Actinopteri; Toxotidae.